Molecule: messenger RNA, 1843 nt
Organism: Brassica napus (rape)
Lineage: Eukaryota; Viridiplantae; Streptophyta; Magnoliopsida; Brassicales; Brassicaceae
Product: probable protein phosphatase 2C 30
Exons: 3
Coding region: 621-1718 (365 amino acids)
Biological process (GO): protein dephosphorylation
Molecular function (GO): protein serine/threonine phosphatase activity; cation binding
Source: RefSeq, a predicted model, not a curated record
UAACAUGCAUGUAUGUUUGUGCGUUCAGUUUAAUUACUAAAAUAAAUGACGCGACUGACUUUCUUUGAUUAAUUCAAUAGCAAGUAGUUAAUGUAACCAAACCUAUCAGUUCAUCAGGCCGCCUGAAAAAUGGGACCGUGCAUACUCGAAAGACUUACUAGACCGUAAUUAAGGUUAUUAAACUAUACAUUUAAAAUGAAAUAAAUCAAAUUAGUAACACAAUUGUAUUCAAAUUCAAUGGACGGUAGUUCAACAUUCAAAGCUUAAUUAUGGCAAUAUAAUAAACCCUCUUACCAAAUUAAAAUAAAUCAAACAAAAAACUUAUGGAGAUGAGUGAUUUUGGCACCGACGUGAAUUUGACUAAAUUACGAGAGGGAGACUUGGUCACGAAGGUGUUAAUAAGCAUGUAAGAAAGAGAAACAAUCGUCGUUGACCAUUGACCCAAAACUUGGUCAUAUAUAAAAAUAUCUAAACCGCCCACUAUAUCGCUAGGUUCUUUGCUUUUUCAGACGUACACAACAAGAAAUAACUUAAUCAAAACGCAACCCUAUUUCUAUUUUUCCUUUUCUAUCUUUUCCUUAUAUGCAUUCAAGAGUUCGAUCAAGAAGAACAAACUUACCAUGAACAGAUUAGUGAUAAUGGCUCCGGAAUCUCCUGUUUUCUUCCCGUCUCCGCUUGUUUUUUCUCCAACAUCGGUCAAAACGCCGUCGUCUUCACCACGUUCAACACCGCAGAAGCUGACAAUGGUAGCGUGUCCUUCAAGGAAGGCCAAAGAGACGACUUCGUGUCCUGGCUCCGACACCGUGUUGAAAAGAAAAAGACCACCGAUGCUUGACCUAAAGUUGCCUCCGGCGGUUGCAUCGUGGUGUAGUACGACGGUGAAGACGCCGGGAAAAGCGGAUGAGGUUGUCGAAGUAGAAGAAGAUGGAGUUUACUCUGUUUAUUGCAAGAGAGGAAGACGUGGACCAAUAGAAGAUCGGUACGUCGCGGCGGUUGAGCCCGACGAAAGAGUACGUAAAAAGGCUUUCUUCGGCGUUUUUGACGGCCACGGCGGAUCCAAAGCGGCGGAGUUCGCGGCCAAGAAUCUCGGUAGCAACAUUGACGCGGCGAUGGCGGCAGCGAGGUCAGGAGAAGAAGGUUACUCGACUGAGAGAGCCAUAAGAGACGGUUACAUCAAAACUGAUGAGGAUUUCUUGAAAGAAGGCUCGAGAGGUGGCGCGUGUUGUGUAACCGCUCUUAUAUCGGAAGGUGAGCUUGCGGUUUCGAAUGCAGGAGAUUGCCGGGCGGUUAUAAGCCGUGGUGGGGUCGCGGAAGCUCUUACUACCGAUCACAAUCCUGGUCAAGCAGAUGAGCUCAAACGGAUUGAAGCAUUGGGUGGUUAUGUUGACUGCUGCAACGGCGUGUGGAGAAUUCAAGGAACAUUAGCCGUCUCACGAGGAAUUGGAGACCGGUAUCUCAAGGAGUGGGUAAUAGCUGAACCGGAAACAAAAACAUUACGGAUUAAACCGGAAUUUGAGUUCUUGAUCUUAGCAUCUGACGGCCUUUGGGAUAAGGUAACGAACCAGGAGGCGGUUGAUGUGGUUCGACCGUACUGCGUAGAUGUGGAGAAUCCAAAGACACUCUCUGCUUGCCAGAAACUAGUCGAGCUAUCCUGUAAGAGAGGGUCCUUGGAUGAUAUUAGUCUAAUCAUAAUUCAGCUACAAAAGUUUGUGGCAUGAUUCAUUAAACAUCUAGUAUUAAGCUAAACUUGAUUAAAUUCGUUAGGUCUUAAGUUAUUGAAAUUUUUUGUCGGUAUUUACAUGUAAAUAUAAAUUUCAAACAUUAUUAACUAAUAUUAUUAUUA